CCUCCGCGGGGCGGAAGCGCGCGUUUCCCUGCGGCCGUGUGAACGUGUUGCCUCACUUCCGUUUCCUCUCACGCUGCGGCUCCGCUGCCCCGUUUCACCGAGAGAAGGACGCCCACAGGGGCCGCCGCCCGCCGCUCAGGAUGUCGUACAUGCUGCCGCACUUGCACAACGGCUGGCAGGUGGACCAGGCCAUCCUCUCGGAGGAGGACCGAGUUGUGGUCAUCCGCUUCGGGCACGACUGGGACCCGACCUGCAUGAAAAUGGAUGAAGUCUUAUACAGCAUUGCUGAGAAGGUAAAAAACUUUGCUGUCAUCUAUCUUGUGGAUAUCACUGAAGUACCAGAUUUCAACAAGAUGUACGAGUUGUAUGAUCCCUGUACCGUCAUGUUUUUCUUCAGGAACAAACACAUCAUGAUUGAUUUAGGUACAGGUAAUAACAACAAGAUCAACUGGGCAAUGGAAGAUAAGCAAGAGAUGAUUGACAUCAUAGAAACUGUUUAUAGAGGAGCCCGCAAAGGUCGAGGUUUGGUGGUGUCACCAAAAGAUUAUUCCACUAAAUACAGAUACUGACAUUUCUUUGGGGCUGCCUUUUUUUUAACCCUACGUCCACUUAAAUUUAUUCUUGUCUAUGUCUGUACAUAUAUAUAUAUAUAAAAUGAAAAAAAGAAAAACCAAACCUACAAUCCUUCAACUUUGAGUGUAUUUUGAAUUAUUUAAGAUAUUUGAAUUCCAUUUGGAAAAGUAAAAGGCAUGAAGCCUGGAACUGUCUGACUGCAGUAAUACUGUAGAUGAAUUGUGGCUUGUUUUUUUAUCUUUAGUUUUUAAAGCUUUUACUCUGUGUUGUCCUUUGGGUAUGAUGUAUUUUUGUAUACAAAAAGCCUGUUUGCAGAAAAACAUUUCAACUGCUUUUGUUUGCUUUCGUUACACAAAUAUGUGGGAAAACUAUAGUAUAGGUUUUUUUAAAGGAAUAAAAUGAGUUUCAUUUAUUUAC
Messenger RNA from Phalacrocorax carbo (great cormorant), 990 nucleotides. Lineage: Eukaryota; Metazoa; Chordata; Aves; Suliformes; Phalacrocoracidae. The record is from RefSeq and is a predicted model, not a curated record.